CCAUAUUCAUUUCCUCAUCCGGAUAUAUUUCGAUAGGAAGUUAAAUUUCCGGUCCACUCCCAGGUUAAAAACUGCCGAAACUGGUUGCGCGAGUAAUAAUGAGAAAAUUUGAGGCGAUCGGGCCGGACGAGAGAGAAAGAAUAGUGGGGUUGCAAGUGGGCACGGCGAGGGAAGGGAGAAACGAAUCCUGCUUCGAUGGCUGCGAUGCUAGUCCACCAUCACUAACGCUGUCUCUGUAUUCAUCCAUCAUCUUCUUCGUCUUCUUCUUCUUCUUCUCAUCCCCUCCGCCGUUGCUCCCACCCCACCCAGAACCAAACUGAAACCCCUCCUUCGUCCGCGCUGCCGCUCUGAUCGAUCCCGUGUCUGUCUUCCCGGGUCCUAGUCCCAGCUGUUGGUUGUCGUCACCGUCAUCUUCUUCUUGGAUCUGGCUUCUGGGCCUCGUUCGUUGGUGGGGUUUCUUUCCAAUUCCUCCUGGGUGCGGGGCAAGGCGUGAGCGCGAUCCCAUCCCACAGAUAUAUCCGUAAUAAAUGGCGCUAUACGGAUGCUUGGGCGGCCUCUCUCCUCCGUACGAGGGGAGGCCCUUGCAGCAGCGACCAUAUCACAAGCCAAGGGGCCUCUUUUCCACGUACACGCCGGUCCUUCGCCGCGCGGGCGCGCGCGCAGGGAGGCCCUCAAUAACUUCCCUGGUGCCCGCUCUACCGACAUCCCUAGGGCCGGCCCAGGUCUCAUUCAAGGAGGUGAUUGAGUUGCUGAUAGACCGGGUCGAUCUAUCCGAAGACGAGGCCGAGGCAUCUCUCGACCUUCUGCUUGCGGAGGCGAAUGAGGCUCUGAUCAGCGCCUUCCUCGUCCUACUGAGGGCCAAAGGAGAGACCUUUGAAGAGAUUGUGGGAUUGGCAAGGGCCAUGAUCAAGUGCGGCGUCAGGGUGGAAGGACUGGAUGAUGCAGUUGAUGUUGUUGGAACGGGCGGUGAUGGGGCGAACACCGUGAACAUCUCCACCGGUGCUUCUAUUCUGGCUGCAGCUGCUGGUGCGAGUGUUGCAAAGCAAGGAAACCGUGCCAGCUCUUCUGCUUGCGGGAGUGCAGAUGUGUUGCAGGCAUUGGGCGUGAAAAUUGAUUUGGGCCCUGAGGAGGUGAAAAGGUGCGUCAAGGAAGCGGGCAUUGGGUUCAUGAUGGCUCCCAAUUACCACCCAGCUAUGAAAAUUGUCAGCCUGGUACGGAAAAGGCUUAAAGUGAAGACAGUAUUUAACAUUCUUGGACCAAUGUUGAAUCCAGCACGGGUACCUUUUGCUGUUGUUGGUGUGUACAACGAAGAUAUCGUAAUGAAGAUGGCCAAAGUAUUGCAACGGUUUGGAAUGAAAAGAGCAUUAGUAGUACAUUCAGAGGGUUUGGAUGAAAUAAGUCCACUAGGACCUGGAUAUUUUCUUGAUGUUACUCCUGAAAAGAUUCGGAAAUUACACUUUGAUCCAUUGGAAUUUGGUAUUCCUCGAUGUACUAUAGAAAGCUUAAAAGGGGGAGAUGCAGAAUUCAAUGCUAAAGUUCUUAGAGAUGUUCUGUCUGGUCAGAAGGGAUCAAUUGCAGAUGCUUUUGUACUGAAUGCAGCAGCUGCACUUUGGGUUAGCGGUCGUGUGAGCACUUUAGGCGAAGGAGUGGCUCUAGCGCAAGAGACACAUCUGUCUGGCAAAGCCAUUGAUACACUGGAGUUAUGGAUAAGACUCUCCAAUAAAUUGAGAGGAUAAGCCAGCCGUCUGUUAAAUCUUGAACAAUUCAUGCCUGUGAUUCAGAAGUAUCUGAAGAUGUAGCACGAUAGCAUCAGUAUAGGUCUCCAAUUCUGUAACUUAUGGGGCAUUAAAAUUUUUCCAUGGAUGCUGUAUCACUUGUUGAUAGUUGUUGUUUCCUUUGAUUUUUUCUGUUCUUUGCAUUAAGAACAGGAGGUGUUGGGAUUAUGAAAUUACUCUGGUAUUUUUACUUGGAAAAAAGAUAGGAAGGGGUUAAGCUAAUAAGUUUACCGACUUGACGAGUUGAUAAAGAUUUUUGUUUCAUCUCA
Messenger RNA from Phoenix dactylifera (date palm), 2044 nucleotides. Its product is annotated as anthranilate phosphoribosyltransferase, chloroplastic-like. Lineage: Eukaryota; Viridiplantae; Streptophyta; Magnoliopsida; Arecales; Arecaceae. Gene Ontology annotation, molecular function: anthranilate phosphoribosyltransferase activity. Gene Ontology annotation, biological process: L-tryptophan biosynthetic process. The record is from RefSeq and is a predicted model, not a curated record. Gene Ontology annotation, cellular component: cytosol.